Messenger RNA from Malania oleifera, 1085 nucleotides. Its product is annotated as E3 ubiquitin-protein ligase MPSR1-like. Gene Ontology annotation, biological process: protein ubiquitination. The transcript has a single exon. Gene Ontology annotation, cellular component: cytoplasm. Bases 245 to 937 code for a protein of 230 amino acids. The record is from RefSeq and is a predicted model, not a curated record. NCBI's taxonomy places the organism in Eukaryota, Viridiplantae, Streptophyta, Magnoliopsida, Santalales, Ximeniaceae. Gene Ontology annotation, molecular function: ubiquitin protein ligase activity.
CCCCACGCCACCCUACUCGCCCAACGCGAAUAUUCAGCAGCCUUCAACGAUAACUCCAAGCGCUGCAACUAGAUCCUUCCACGUCCCUUCCCUUUCACACCUCCCCUCCCUAUUUAUACUUCCUUCUUCUGAACUCCCUUCUCAUCUCCUGUGCUCUGCAAAACCCUCUCUCUCUCUCUCUCUCUCUCUCUCUCUCUCUCUCUCUCUCACACACACACACACACACACACACAAACACACAUCAAUGGCGUCCGAGUCUGAGACCCAGUCAUCAGUAACCUCAAGCCCAACAAUUCACGAGCUCAUGAACGGAGACCGUCCCCUCCCUUUCCUCGUCGGCGUCGCAACCACUUCUCCGCCGGAAGGAGAACCCGGCACUGAAUUGUCCAAUCAGACUCAGACCCCCGACCGGGUUUUCAUCUACAACCCCUUCAUGCGAUCGGUGGCCGUCUUCGACGCGCCCGAGUCGGAGGAACUCGACGAACUGAUGCGCGAGCUGGAGCGCAGGGGCGCACCAGGUCCGGCCUCGGAGGUCUCCAUUAAUGCCAUGCCGUCGGUGAAGGUCGCGGAGGACGGACUGUGUCCAAUUUGCCUGGGGGCUUGGAAAUCCGGCGACGAAGCGAGGGAGACUCCGUGCAAGCACGAGUUUCACGGGGAAUGCAUAGAGAAAUGGUUGGGAAUCCGGGGGUCGUGCCCGGUCUGCAGAUUCGAGAUGCCUGUGGACCAGGAGCAGCACAAGAGGAUAUUUACUGUGGGCGCAGAGGGCCGGAGAGUCAGGGAGAUAUGGGUGAGGUGGGUGUUUCACGACGAUCAGAUGGAUCUGGAUUCGGAUCUGGAUAGUUUGAUCGAGGCUUUGGAGUCGGGUCCGGAGCAGGACGACGCUGCUGCGGUUGAGGAAUUGUCAACACCAGAAGAUAUGGAGUGCUCUGCCGAGUAAUAAAUUCCUGGAAGAAAUUGGAUAAUGUUUCCCCAUUUUUUUUUCCCCUUUUGCGCUUUUGUUGUCAUCAUCGUUUUCCGAUUUGAACAGCGAUGCAGAAGUUUAAGGUGUUUUUUUCAAUGCAAGUUAUUUUUUCAGUGUGCUGAAA